UGUACUCUGUUUACGACGAGUUGAGUGAUAUCAAGGUAUUCUCGGGGAAAAAAGCGGCACCGAGAGAUUCGGCGUUUUGCGAUACUCCUCGAAAGCAGAAAGCGGUCUCUCCGUGUUAGUAUGUUUGCGUUCGCUGGCUCACGACGGCGGAGAAGGAAGGGAAACAGAUUAGAGCGAGUGCGAAGGUAGGGGGAGUGUGGAGGAACGUGCGCGAGAGAGAAGCGGUUGCAAGAGAAGGGUGGGAGACCGUCCGUUUGCUUGCCAAACGAUCCCAAAGAUCGCGCUAGUGUCGCUUUCAGCUCGUUCGCCUCCGAGCCGCAGGCAGAGCUCUCAGUUGACGCUCAGUUCGGCUCAGCGAGGCCAGCGAGAAGAAAGGGGGUCUUUCUAUGUGUGUGAGCGUCGUGCGUGUGUAUAUCAACGCACGAUUUUCGAGGUCGGAGGCGUUAUUAUUCGUUAAAAAUUCUCCGCUGCGUUAUACCUGUUAUUAAAGGGUGGUUUUACUCGACUUGAUUGAUUAUAAAACAAGACCCGAUAAACAAGGAUUUUGGCUCGAUAAGGAAACGCACUUUCUCUCCUUGGACUUCGUGACAGUCUCUGUGCUUUUAAUGGUCGUAUUUGUGACAGCAGUGGAUUUUGUGAUUGGAUAGGCUACGACGGAUAUCAGUCGCACAUAAAAGGAACGUUUGAUGAAGUGUCUUCGAGAUCCCUUCGCAAUGGGGAUGACAGUAAUCGCAGGUGACGGAGACGGGGUGACACGCGGCUCGUACGUAGUCGGCCGCGGGACGAUGAUAGCGCAGUCAGCCGCACAGUGAAUUACGUUUUAUCCGCCAAGAGAUCGACGAUUGCCAAGUGUCCCGUCUACUACAUGUUUUAAACGCAUGCUAGCUCUAAUGUUCCGUUCUGGAUACUGAGUCCGCGUAGCGACUAACCCGACUGACAGACCAACUGUUCGCAACUCCGCUACUUUUACGGUCCGUAUAUGAUGCACACUCUCUCUAAAUCGGGCUGUGUUAUUUUGUUUUCGUUCCAAUCCUCAUUUUACAUCGUUGGACCGGCCGAUUAUUGGACGACUGUACAUAAUAUUCAUACAAUCUACUAACGGACUGCAUCCACGACGAUCGCACGUGGUACGCUCGCUGUCACAUUGAUCAUCCUGUCUGUUGCCGUCAACAUCGUCGUGGGAUCAUCGGUGUCAUCGCCGCGUGUGGAUCUUUCCUCGGCGGAUUUGUCACGUACUUUAUCGCGCCCCUGUGCUAUCCUCUGUGCUGCUUGUGCCUCCUCGCUUCUCUGUCCCUCGUUCACCUACCCCUCCACCUGUCUGCCGUGGCGCUGCACACCCUCUCCCCCGCCACCAACCCCUCAUCGGACGCGCGCGUAUUCGCACAAUUUUCUCUAUCCCCACCUUCUCCUCCCUUUGCUCCUCGCACCUUUACUACUUUCUGCACGCGUUUACUUUAUCAACUCUGUGAAUUCACGGAUCAACACGGAUCGGUCACGAUGAGCUUGCCUCUUCUCGCUACUUGGUGAAAUUUCAACUGAUCUACCACGUGCGCAAUUUAUCGCGUUCAUUGUCGUGGAAUCUGUGAUCUACGCUGUAUACUGUUCGAUCGGGAUACCAAACAUUGGCCGGGAAACAUCGUUUCAACCUGUAUUCCAUUUAUGCUCGUGUCAUCGGGACCACACGACAACACUUUGAGUGUAUUUCGGUCGAACUGUGCACGGAUCGGCUGUGAUUGUUAUUGAACGGUGAUCACGGGACCGCCAUUCACGCCGACUGACGCUGAUCCCGGCAUAAAUAUUGUUAUAACACCGGUAAUUAACCGUCAUCAUCUGCACCAUCGCCGAUCACGUGGCUUGCUCGACGGCGACGUUGUACGAUAAUGUUCACGCCGCGCCUUUAUGCGGCUCCGGCGUGGGCCAUCCUGGCUCCGUCACGCCGAUGGGGACAGCAACCGGAGCGGGGAAUUCCACCGGGGUGACCUGGUGGGCCAUGAUGAACGGUUCCCUCUACGAGGACAGCCCGCCGCCAGUUCCACCGACAGCCUCAACGCUCGUGUCAAUCCAACAGCAGGCCUCGACACCGGGUUCCCAUCAACAGGCCACAACACCAACUUCACCCGGUGCACCAGUGUCAUCGGCAACGACAGCGCCACCCGCGCCUACGGCAAGUGCCAGUUCCACCUCGCCGAGCGCUUCCUCGGUAGCGAGCAACAGCGCAGCUGGACCGCUCCAUAUACCUGCCAAACGAUUAACAGCAACACCAGGAGCCGGCGGUUCCACCUACGGCGAAGUCACUUGCGUAGAGUCCUCAGGUGCGCCAGGUGGUGCGAACGCAGCGGGCGUGAUACGACAUUCUCACUCGUCCUCAGCGGGUUCUCAAGGCGGUUGGAGUUACAGUCCGCAUCAUCCCCAGGACACUCACUACCCGUCCACGGCGGGUGAAUCGUUGAACCAUCAUCAGACUUACGGGGGUAAUAAUCCCCCUACAUAUUACAACCUGGCGGCCGAUCCUGCUUCGACCUCCGGUUCCUCUAGGGACAACCGGAAGGCCGGGGCUACUCUUAGUUUCUGGUCGCCCGCAGCCGCUACGGCUGGAUCGGCUGGCACCGCCGGUUCUACCUCGGAUUACAAAUCUUACAACUCGGCUGGUGCGGCAACGACGACGUCGUCUACUGGCGGGUCCACUUCCGGUGCCACCGGUGCAACUGAUCCAGCCGUGUCGUCCUGUCAUCAGAGCUUUUCCCAGAGCUGGUGCAAUUACGCGCCAUACACGACGGCGAGGCAUCAUCAUCCGGUCGACACGACCGGGCAUCAUCAUCCUCACUCGCAAACGGGGGUACCGUACCUGACGCCAUCCGCAGCAGACGACCGAGGUAGAGUCGCUGCUGCUAUGGUUGCUGCGGAAGGUGCCUUUCCUCACGAUGGAUAUGGUGGCCUGAGAAACUACGGAGCGCCUGAACCUGUUACCUCGAGCCCCUACCCACCUCCAGUGAUGUGGGGUUCCUCCCCAUCUUCCUUGUUUCCCGCAGGUUCGCUUGCGGGAGUAGGCGUCGGGGUUGGCGUAGCCGGAAUGGGUGUUGGAUGUGGCAGUUCCAAUCCCUUAGAAUGGACGGGCCAGGUGACGGUACGGAAGAAACGCAAGCCUUAUUCGAAGUUCCAAACUCUCGAGCUCGAGAAGGAGUUUCUCUUCAACGCUUACGUGUCGAAGCAGAAGCGAUGGGAGCUUGCGCGCAACUUAAAUCUGACCGAGCGCCAGGUCAAGAUCUGGUUUCAAAAUCGCCGGAUGAAGAAUAAGAAGAACAGUCAACGGCAGACCCAACAGCAGAACAACAAUAACAAUAAUAACAAUAGUAGCGCCAAUAACGCGAAUCAUCACGCAGCGACCGGUAGUCAUCAUCAUCCAAGUACUGCUCACGCGCCACCUUCGAGUCACCACGUGGUUGCGCAGGCGCAUCACGCAAAUGGCUCGACGAAACAUCAUCAGUGACCCGUAGCCUUCUCUGGGGUCGUCUUCGGGCAUCACCACCACAGCCACACUUCGUCCAGCAGCGGUGGCAGUCACGGAGGCAGCCAUAGCAGCCUGGUAGCAGGUCACAGCCAUAGCCUUCAUGCGCCGCAGCCCCAGACACCGCUGCCGCCGACUCACGCAUCGUCGUCGGGAACCGUGACUCCCGCCACAGCCGUGGUCCAUCCACAUGCACACGCACACGCACACGCUGGCAGCCACCAUCAUCAGCUGACGCAUGUGGCUCAACAGUAUCCUGCGCUUCUACAUCAGACGCCUCACGGCUUGGCCGCCUAAACAUAUUGGACGCCCCAGAGAAAAUUAGUCGAGACGCUUCAGAGAAAGAAAGAGAAAGAAACAUAUAUAGAGGUAGAAAGGGCGAGAUAAAGCGAUGAUAGAGAUAAAGUGAGGAAGAUAGAGAGGGAAAGAGGGAAAGAGG
Molecule: messenger RNA, 3944 nt
Organism: Harpegnathos saltator (Jerdon's jumping ant)
Lineage: Eukaryota; Metazoa; Arthropoda; Insecta; Hymenoptera; Formicidae
Product: homeobox protein abdominal-B
Exons: 2
Coding region: 1940-3487 (515 amino acids)
Biological process (GO): regulation of transcription by RNA polymerase II
Cellular component (GO): nucleus
Molecular function (GO): RNA polymerase II cis-regulatory region sequence-specific DNA binding; DNA-binding transcription factor activity, RNA polymerase II-specific
Source: RefSeq, a predicted model, not a curated record